AUGAGUUCCGAUUGGCGUGCGAAUCGUUCCGACGAUGAAGAAGAUGAGCAGGAGGAAGUUUUUGCUGGCAGAUCCGGGCUUAUAUUGACCGUGGACUGUUCUGACUACAUGUUCGUGCAGGAGGGAGAAUCGGACUCCCGGUUUGUACAGGUGCUUCACAUCAUUGAGGCCAUGAUGCGCAACAAAGUCGUUACCAAUGAGACGGAUUUAAUUGGAGUAGUGUUCUACAACACCAAGAACAAUCCUGCACCGGAAACUGAGGAAGAACUGCAACCGGGCCUUGUUGCACCGCGACAAUGUGCCAUAUAUCUGCCUCUCGGAACCACUUCAGUGGAAACGAUAAGGAAAGUACGAGGUAUGCGGGAAUCGAAGGAUUUGUUCGAUUUUGACACAAAGUAUGGCCACGCGGAGGGCACGAGCCUGUCGAACGUAUUGUGGCUUUGUUCGCGGAUGUUUUCCCACUGUGGCUACAAACUGUCCCAGUCCACAAUCGUCUUGUUUACGGGCAAUGAUAUGCCGCACGAUAGUAGCACCAGCGAGUAUCAGCAAGCACUGGUAAAGGCGAGAGACCUGCAGCAGAAGGAGAUUUUUGUAGAACUGGUACCGAUGAGUGGUAACUUCGAUUGCGACAAAUUCUACAAAGAGUUCCUGUGUACCGUACUGGGGGAGGAUAUGGCCGAUUUCGUGCCACCGGUGUAUGAAAAGUCGAGGGAUAGGUUGCUGUACCGUUUGUUCGUGAAAAGCUACAAGAAGCGAUCGAUGGCCCACUUGAAGUGGUAUCUUGCCGAUGAUCUAGCACUUGGUGUAAAUGUUUACUCGUUGAGAAGGAGUCCACGCUAUCCCAAAAAGGUGAGACUAAUGAGAUCAACAAACGAGGUGAUCGUAACGAAACGGGUCCACAUGUCCAGCACCAUUAAUGAAGAUGGGGCAGAGGAAGAAUCCAAAGUCAUUUUACCUGGCGAGCAAAGAAAAUCGAUCACGAUCGGCGGCGAAAAGGUAUCGUUCAAAUCGGAAGAAGUCGCCCACAUUAAGCAACUGUUACAACCCGGAUUACGCUUAUUGGGAUUUAAACCCUCAUCCGUGAUCGAUAUAGCUUAUCAUCUUCGUAGUUGCUUGUUUCUGUAUCCAAACGAAGGUUACAUUAACGGAUCCACUACACUGUUUCGGGCGCUGUACGAAAAAUGUCUUGAGAAGAAUCAGGUGGCCUUCUGUAUGCUCAUUAUGCGACGGAAACAACCGCUCAAGUUGGUAGCCCUCGUACCUCAGCAGGAGCUGGGGCACGAUCCUUUGGGUGAAGCGGAUCGCCAUUGCGGAUUUCGUGUCGAGUUUAUUCCAUUUGCUGGUGACAUUCGAAAAUUAUCCAUGCUAGAAGAAAUCACGGUCCCGGAGGUUACAGACGAGCAGACGGAUUUGUUCAAAAAGAUGAUCAAAAAGGUAAAGUUCAAAUUUCAUCCAUCACACUUUGAGGAUCCAUCGUCACAAAAUCUAUACAUCAACAUCGAGUCGCUGGUGUUUGAUGUGGAAGAUGCUGAGUUGUUCGAUUCGACGCGACCCGAUUGCGAGAAAAUCGACAUGAAGCUGGAACCAAUUUUGAGCGAUAUGGAGCGCCUGUUUGGAGAGGAUCCCGCGGAAGCUCCUAAGCGUCGCCGAAACGUUGGAGAGAAUAAUGAUGGUGGUGAACCGAGAGCGAAAGGGGCACGAGUAUUACCAGCAAACGAUGAGGAACUUCUUCAAAUGGUGAAAGAUGGCAAAGCUCAAAGUUUAACUGUGGCGAUGCUGAAGGAAUAUCUUGUAAAACAAGGCGUUCGUGGACUUUCGCAGCUGACAAAAUUGGGCCUUAUUGAUAAGAUUCUAGAUACACAAGCAGAUUAA
This is a messenger RNA of Anopheles maculipalpis, 1872 nucleotides long. It is a transcript of the gene Irbp, whose product is annotated as X-ray repair cross-complementing protein 6. The record is from RefSeq and is a predicted model, not a curated record. Gene Ontology annotation, molecular function: double-stranded DNA binding; telomeric repeat DNA binding; DNA helicase activity. The transcript is spliced from 8 exons. Gene Ontology annotation, biological process: cellular response to X-ray; double-strand break repair via nonhomologous end joining; telomere maintenance. Lineage: Eukaryota; Metazoa; Arthropoda; Insecta; Diptera; Culicidae. The coding region runs from base 1 to 1872 and encodes 623 amino acids. Gene Ontology annotation, cellular component: nucleus; Ku70:Ku80 complex.